AUGUUCAAGUUUGCUACUACAUGGUUGUACAGUUCCUACACCCUGUUCAAACUGCUUUUGUCCAUCAAGGCUACGCCGGCCCAGGCUGAUCAAGCUUCCACAGCCGCCAAAGACAAACCCUCUACAGCAACGGCAACUGACGACGACUCCUCAGAGGAGGAGGAUGAUGAACCCCAGGAGGGAGCGGGUUCUCAAUCCGGAGCAUUUAAGAAGGUGACAAAGAAGAAGGUGAAGAAGAAGAAGAAGAAGAAGUCGCCCCUUUCCAAUAAUCUAGAAAAUCAUUUUCUCAAAGAUCUGUCCCCGGCACAACGCAAACUGGCUGAAGCUGCAGAACAAUAUUGA
Molecule: messenger RNA, 342 nt
Organism: Cylindrotheca closterium
Lineage: Eukaryota; Bacillariophyta; Bacillariophyceae; Bacillariales; Bacillariaceae
Source: the annotation of a GenBank genome assembly